AUGUUCAGCUGGAUCAGUGGAAACGAUUCUAAACAUGCCCUGGAUCAGUUCGACACUGUUAUAGCAGGUUUGAAGACGAUUUACAGGCAAAAGCUGCUACCUUUGGAAUCAGCGUAUCAUUUCCAUGAUUUUCAUUCGCCUCAACUCGAUGAUCCGGAUUUCGAUGCAAAACCCAUGAUAUUACUCGUUGGUCAGUACUCUACCGGUAAAACUACGUUUAUAAAAUACCUUCUCGAAAGAGAUUUUCCUGGUAUUCGAAUCGGACCGGAACCAACCACUGAUCGAUUUAUUGCCGUCAUGUAUGGCGAGAAAGAGGGCAUGAUUCCCGGAAAUGCUUUAGUCGUCGAUCCCGAAAAACAGUUCAGGCCUCUAUCGAAAUUUGGAAACUCGUUUCUGAAUCGCCUUCAGUGCUCGUUGGUCGAGUCGCCCGUUUUGAAAGGAAUUUCUAUCGUUGAUACGCCCGGUAUAUUGUCUGGAGAAAAGCAACGAGUCGAUCGAGGAUAUGAUUUUACCGGAGUAUUAGAAUGGUUCGCCGAACGAGUAGAUAGAAUAAUUUUACUAUUCGAUGCUCAUAAGUUGGAUAUAUCGGAUGAAUUUCAAAGAUCUAUCGAAGCUCUUAGAGGACACGACGAUAAAAUUCGAAUCGUACUUAAUAAAGCUGACAUGGUUGAUCAUCAACAGUUGAUGCGAGUUUACGGUGCACUUAUGUGGUCAUUAGGAAAAGUUUUACAAACACCGGAAGUAGCACGUGUUUAUAUCGGAUCGUUUUGGGAUCAACCACUGCGCUAUGAUGUCAACAGAAGAUUAUUCGAAGAUGAAGAGCAAGAUUUAUUUAAAGAUUUACAAUCACUGCCAAGAAAUGCAGCACUUAGAAAAUUGAACGAUUUAAUCAAGAGAGCCAGAUUAGCUAAGGUACACGCCUAUAUUAUCAGUUCCUUAAGAAAAGAUAUGCCUUCGAUGUUCGGUAAAGAUGGCAAGAAAAAAGAAUUGAUCAAGAACUUGAACGUAAUUUACGAAAAUAUUCAGCGCGAGCAUCAUAUAUCUCCCGGUGAUUUUCCAGAUGUGAAAAAAAUGCAGGAUGCAUUGCAGUUUCAAGAUUUCACGAAGUUCCAGUUGAUAAAACCACAUUUAUUGGAAGUGGUUGAUAAAAUGCUGGCCGAAGAUAUUGCUCGAUUAAUGGCAUUGAUUCCUUUAGAAGAAAAGAAUGCGACGACUUCAGAGCCUAUUGUUAAAGGAGGCGCAUUCCAAGGAGUACAGGACACGAUUAGUCCAUUUGGGUAUAAACGAGGCGAAGGCACGGAUGCUGGUAAAGGCGAACCAGAAUGGAUUGUAGGCAAAGAACGACAUAAGUACGAUUCACUAUUUGAAACGUUGAAUCCUAUCGAAGGAAAAGUGACAGGCACAAAUGCCAAAGCUGAAAUGGUCAAGUCGAAACUGCCAAAUACAGUUUUAGGUAAAAUUUGGAAGCUAUCCGAUGUCGAUAAAGACGGUCUUUUGGAUGCCGAUGAAUUUGCUUUGGCAAUGUAUCUCAUGGAAAUUAAGUUACAAGGUCACGAUUUACCUACCGAACUCCCGGAACAUCUAAUCCCACCUUCGAAAAAAGAUUUAUAAUCGGUAUUUCUAGUAAUGAUUAUCAUUAGUGGGCCAAUUUUUAUGAAUUUAUAUAAAUUAACUCGUUAUUUAUUUGAAAAUUUUCAACUUUUUUCAGUGUAAUAUUUUAUGAAACAUUUUUUGGCUGUGAUAAGUUAAAGCAUGAAUGAAAAAAAAAAAAAGUUGAAAAAUUGUUCCGAUAUCAUUUAUUUAUUACUCAACCAAAUACGUAUUAUGUUUCAACUCUUUUGUUAUUUCGUGCGUUUUAUAUUUAUGUACUUUUACUUCAAACCAAAAAUUCAAGAGCUUAUUUUGAGCUUCUAUUUUAUACAACUCACGUUGUUCUAUUAUUCUUAAAUCGUUGUACAGUUUAUAAUUUAAUUCGUUUUUUCGUUUUAAAUUCGAUUGAUAUUCGACGUAAUAUAAUACAAUGCACAAAUGUUUUAUUUCUGUUUGUAUUACUUAUAAUCAUUUUGUUAAUCAAUCUUUCGAGAAAAAAAGUACACUGAUACCUACUUGCUGCAAUUUUUCAAAUUCAUGGAAUUGUAUUUACCAUAUUAUUUCCUCGCUUUUAAAACUGCAAUUCUUGAAAAACAAAAAAAAAAAAAAAAAAAAAAAAAAGGAAAGUCUCUAACGUAAUAAUUAUAAGUAUUUUCAUGUUUUUAUAAAUAAAAUUUGUUUAAAAAAAUUUGUAGUUGUAGACGCGAGGCUAAGUAGAAAAAAAAUCAAGAAGUUUAAGUGUGAUUAAAAAAGAGAAUUGGUUUUGAAAAUUUUCGAACAAAAUUUUUUCUUGCGACAAAAUGAUUGGCAACGUUGAGUUUUUGCGCGGGGGUUCAUUACUCUAAUAUUGGUUUGAAUUUUUUGGCCAAAGAAAAUACGUAUGUAUUCGAAAUAUUUUCAAUUUUGUUCCUAUCUUGUGGUCGUCGAGUCUCAAGUCAAGAGCAAUGUAGGUUAAGGCGGGCCUCCCCCUCCCACUCCCCUCCCCCCUUAAAAAAGGACCGUUGAUUUUGACCAAAUUCAGCAGAAACCUUCACUUUCAGUUGAAAGUCGCUGAGAAAACAUUCUAGCUCCUCUGAAGGUGCCAAGCUUGGAGAGGAGAAAUAAACUCUCGAAGAAAGAGCAUUUUCAAAAAAAAAAUCGUGUUUUUUCACUCUUGUCGCUACUCAACCCGAUUAUCCGUCUUUUAAAAUUUUUUUUUUCUAGAAUAUUUUGCAUUUAUCAUGCCAAAACAUCGAAAGGUAUCAUUUCUGGGAAAAUAUUUUGGAACGGAGUGAUGCCAAUUUCCAAAAUUGAAGAAAAAUAUCCAAAAAUGUGAAAAGAACAAAAUUUUUAAAACAUGGCUUUAACAAAAAAUAGACGAUUUGGUAAUUUUCAAUUGCUCAGUAGAACCCUAAAAAUAUCAAAACAAGUUGCUGGGUAGUAACAGGAGGGAAAAGAUCACGAUGAAAAAUUUUUUUUUCAAAUUCAUUUUUUUAUUUAUUUGCUUUGAAAAAGUGCUUUUGACCAAUGUUUUUCAUCAAUGUUUUUGAACCAUUUUUUGAAAAAAAAAAUCUCAUAAUAUUCGUGUUUUUGUCGGAAAUUCCACAUUUUGAACUUUUUUUAAAUUUUCAUUUUCCAAUACGAUUUUUUUCGAAAGUUUCACUUUUUUGUAAUUCCGCCAAUUGGGCAAGACGCCCUAUCACACUCUUCAAAGCAAUUCAAUAUAUUUUAAAGCAUU
This is a messenger RNA of Planococcus citri (citrus mealybug), 3307 nucleotides long. Its product is annotated as EH domain-containing protein 1-like. Gene Ontology annotation, cellular component: cytoplasm; plasma membrane. The coding region runs from base 1 to 1611 and encodes 536 amino acids. Gene Ontology annotation, biological process: endosomal transport; endocytosis. NCBI's taxonomy places the organism in Eukaryota, Metazoa, Arthropoda, Insecta, Hemiptera, Pseudococcidae. The record is from RefSeq and is a predicted model, not a curated record. The transcript is spliced from 6 exons. Gene Ontology annotation, molecular function: GTP binding; calcium ion binding; protein binding.